AUGAGGAAACGCAACGAGUCGGUCACGGUGGAGCAUGAGCGCGCCGCCGCUGCCGCCGCGCCCGCGCCCCUCGACAAGGGCUGCAGCCUGAGGCACAGCCUGCGCCUGCCCGCCGCCUCCGCCGACUCGGGUAUGAAGCGACCGCUAGGCAGGCGAUCUGGAUUAUGGUUUCGGUUGCGGAAGUUAAUCAUCUGGUUGCUGGGAGUGUACAUAGCUGUUCCAUUUCUAGUCAGAAUUUGCCCUGCUAUUCAGGCAAAGCUGGUCUUCCUAAACUUUGUGAGGGUCCCAUAUUUCAUUGACUUGAAAAGACCACAGGAUCAAGGUUUAAACCACACUUGUAAUUAUUAUCUGCAGCCAGAGGAGGAUGUAACCAUAGGAGUCUGGCACACAGUCCCUGCAGCCUUAUGGAAGAAUGCCCGAGGAAAGGACCAGUUGUGGUUUGAAGAUGCUCUGGGUUCCAGCUAUCCUGUAAUCCUUUACUUGCAUGGCAAUGCAGGAACAAGAGGAGGAGAUCACCGUGUGGAGCUUUACAAGGUUCUCAGCUCCCUUGGAUACCAUGUGGUCACCUUUGAUUACCGAGGCUGGGGUGAUUCAAUAGGUAGCCCAUCAGAGAGGGGCAUGACCUACGACGCCCUUCAUGUCUUUGACUGGAUAAAAGCAAGAAGUGGAGACAACCCUGUCUACAUCUGGGGACACUCCUUGGGCACAGGGGUCGCAACAAACCUCGUGAGACGCCUCUGUGAGAGAGAAACCCCCCCGGAUGCCUUGAUUCUGGAAUCUCCGUUCACCAACAUAAGGGAGGCAGCACGGAGUCAUCCCUUCUCUGUGAUAUACAGAUACUUCCCUGGCUUUGACUGGUUCUUCCUCGACCCCAUCACCACAAGUGGAAUUAAAUUUGCAAACGAUGAGAAUGUGAAAUACAUUUCCUGCUCCCUUCUCAUCCUUCAUGCUGAGGAUGACCCAGUGGUACCGUUUCACCUUGGAAAGAAGCUGUACAACGUCGCUGUGACAUCCCGGAGCUUCCGAGACUACAAGGUGCAGUUUGUUCCCUUCCACACAGACCUCGGCUACCGGCACAAGUACAUCUACAGGAGUCCAGAGCUACCUCGAAUACUGCGGGAAUUCCUGGGAAAAUCUGAACAUGAGCAUCAGCAAUGA
This is a messenger RNA of Indicator indicator, 1158 nucleotides long. It is a transcript of the gene ABHD12, whose product is annotated as abhydrolase domain containing 12, lysophospholipase. Gene Ontology annotation, molecular function: phosphatidylcholine lysophospholipase A1 activity; monoacylglycerol lipase activity. NCBI's taxonomy places the organism in Eukaryota, Metazoa, Chordata, Aves, Piciformes, Indicatoridae. Gene Ontology annotation, biological process: phosphatidylserine catabolic process; monoacylglycerol catabolic process. The transcript is spliced from 13 exons. The record is from RefSeq and is a predicted model, not a curated record. Gene Ontology annotation, cellular component: endoplasmic reticulum membrane. Bases 1 to 1158 code for a protein of 385 amino acids.